Messenger RNA from Nycticebus coucang (slow loris), 1724 nucleotides. RefSeq names its product protein phosphatase 1 regulatory inhibitor subunit 11 (gene PPP1R11). Gene Ontology annotation, molecular function: protein serine/threonine phosphatase inhibitor activity; protein phosphatase 1 binding. NCBI's taxonomy places the organism in Eukaryota, Metazoa, Chordata, Mammalia, Primates, Lorisidae. Bases 305 to 685 code for a protein of 126 amino acids. Gene Ontology annotation, cellular component: nucleus. The record is from RefSeq and is a predicted model, not a curated record. The transcript has 3 exons.
UGCAGCGCCUGCGUGCUGUCAUAUUACGGCGGAACUAAUAUGGCGGCGCCUGCGCUUUGACGCGUUUGGUGCCGGAGUAGGAAAAAGGGGGACGGCAGAAUGCGUCACACCCGGAAACAGAGAGCCGGAAGUGGGGUUGGACAGGUUAUCCCCAGGGGUGGGGAAACGGAGGCCCAGGAGGAAGGGGGAAAAAGAAGGCGGAGGAUCCUGGCUGCUACUCUACCGUUUUAGACCUCAGAGACACAGAAAAAGGGAAGGGUGUCACAUCCCCUUCCUCUUCUCCUCCCUCUCCUCAGCCUUAGCCAUGGCCGAGGCAGGGGCCGGGCUGAGUGAGACCGUCACUGAGACAACGGUUACCGUGACAACUGAGCCCGAAAAUCGGAGCCUAACCAUCAAACUUCGGAAACGGAAGCCAGAGAAAAAGGUAGAAUGGACGAGUGAUACUGUAGACAAUGAACACAUGGGGCGCCGCUCAUCAAAAUGCUGCUGUAUUUAUGAGAAACCUCGGGCCUUUGGAGAGAGCUCCACGGAGAGUGAUGAGGAGGAAGAGGAGGGCUGUGGUCAUACACACUGUGUACGAGGCCACCGCAAAGGACGGCGUCAUGCAACGCUUGGACCAACCCCCACCACCCCUCCCCAGCCUCCUGAUCCUUCUCAGCCCCCUCCAGGGCCAAUGCAGCACUAAAUUCCUCUCUCCCCCACUAUUUCUGUGUCUGUCUGGCCCUGAAUGUAUCCAUUUGGCUACUUGGGGACUAAACCUAAGGUUUGAUCCCUUCUCCAGCCCCCUCUUUCCCUCUUCUCUGUCUGAUAGAGGGAAGAAGAGGAUCCUGGAAUUCUGACUUGCUGCUAUUCCAGAACCCAGGCUCCUGGGUACCCCUAGUCCUCAUUUCUCCUCCCAAUACCCACCCUCCUCUCUCCAGGGAUCCAGCCAUCUUGGUCCCAGUCUCUUCCUUUUGUUCUCACUGCCAAACUGCCUGUCCUGGGAUCUAGUUAUCUUGGCCCCUGCACCUCUCAACGUGAGUAGAAGACACUUAAUUUGGGUUUUCAAUAGUCCCAGCUUUCACUGCCAGGGUCCCAGCCAGAUUCCAGGAAACCUCACCCCAGCUAUGCUUGUUAAUCCUGGUGUAGAGCUCUUCCACUAAAGUAUGUAUAUAAUCUUAAUUCUUGGUCCUUGCCUAUGGGAUAGGAGAUCUUAUGGGAGACCCAGGAUUCCCAGUUCUUACCGUCCUACCUACCCACCUCAUGCCUUCAAGAGGAGUUAGGAAACAGAGGUCUUUGUCAUUAUCACCUAAUAGAAAACAGAAUGAGAGAUAGUCAUAUCUUCUCCUCCCAUCCCUCUCAUGUUAUCUAGGAUUUAUGACAAAAUUGGCUUGAGACUGUUCAGUUAGAGCCAACUGUCUCCUCAGAUUUGAUCUUUCAGCUUCAAAGACAGAUCCCGUGUAGUCCCAGGGACCUGGGUCCCUAAGAGAGAAAGGAAAAGGGAGAGAGCAAAGGGAUGGGGUAUCCCCUACACUACACUCUUACCCCUUCCUUCCUAAGGUUUGAUGUCUCAGCCAGCCCAGAUGUUCAGCUCUCUCACCCCUCCCCAACCCUUACUGGGAUCUGGUCAUUAUUUUCCAGUCCUCUUCCCAUACACGGUUGCAGAGAUCAGUCAAAUCCAUACCACCAGUGAGAUCUCAUUUAUUGCCACAGAUGCACAAAAUAAAUAACCCAACAUCACAAAA